GAAUAAACAAAAUGUGAUCCCAAAAUUCUCCUCACUACUGGCCUAUUCUGACACAUCAGACUGAGGUGAGCUAUUUUUAGCCUUCGUGUCUUGUUUCUCGAUCCCCUACGCUGUAAGUUGCUGGGAUUCCACUGGUUUCUUACUCCCCAACUGUUGUAUUUUUAACCUGUUGGAAAACAACACCACGGGAUUUGCGUGUAGUGCUAGUUUUCACCUGCUGUUUGGAGGCAUUUAUACUGGACUGUGUUUGCACUUUGCUCGACUGAUUCUGUUUAAUUUGGGUGAUAGUGUUUUCCUUGGACUUAUUGAUAAAAGUGUGCUUUUGAGAUGGACUAUCAGCCCGACUAAACUCCGAAAAUGAACUCAACAGAGCCGGCUUAUCCCCUUUGAUCGAUUCUCAACAAUGGACCGUGACCCUAAAGGCCAGCAGGUGAUGUCCCUGAGACUGUCCAGAGUUCUGAGGGACAUUGGCGUUACGAGACAGAAUGUGGCUCGGAGGAGGAAGACAUACUUAAUACAUGAGAAGAUGGACAAUGCUAUCGACAUCAUCACCAAUCAUGGUCUGAAGAAAAUGUUUGUCUUCGGUAGCCAAUCGGAAGGGACAACGACUCUAGGCAUGAAAUCAGAUACAGAUUGUUUGAAUUGUUUAAAUGAUUUCAGUGUGAUAACAGACUGGGCAGACUGGGAGCCAGGGAAGGGGUGUCUUCUGAUGAUAAAGAACGAUCGUUCUCCGCCCCAGCACUGCUGUUUACAGAUUGUGAAACGUGACUGUCCACUGCCUGAAACACUGGACAAUGUGAAAGCAAAAUGGGAUGUCGAAGAGACAAUGGAUGGAAGGGUGCUGUUGAAAAACACUUGGAUUGAUAGUUGGAUAGAGCAGUGCUUUGGUCGGUUAUUUAGGAAACAAGGGCCAUCAAGAAGUGCUCACAAAGAUCUAGACUUCAUCAUCGCGUUUAGAUACAAUGGACCGCUGUUUGAAUGCAAUUUCCUAUUCACAAGACCAAAGCCCGGUCACUGGCCGAGACAUGAAACACUCGCAAAGGCACGUCAGUGUGAAACAUUCCUCGUCCCACAAGGUCACGCCGAGAGUGAUCAGUCAAAACUGGAAUGGAGAUUCUCUACGUCACUGAUUGAAAGACUGCUCAUGUUUGAUCUCAAUAUUUUGAAAAUACAGGUUUACACAUUUCUAAAAAUUUUACGAAAGUCUUUUUUCAAACCGUUAGUUGGUGAUAGACUUAGCACGUUUCAUUUUAAAACCGCUUUAUUGUUCACCCUUGAGACAUAUCCUCCAGAAAUCUGGCAGGAACGUAACCUGCUGCAGUGCGUUAUAUUCUGCCUGAAAACUAUUCAACGAUGGUUCAACCUUCGACACUGUCCACAUUACACGAUCUCGGGAGUGGACCUGUUCGUGGGAAAACUGAGAAAAUGGGAGUUUCCUCUCCUGUCAACCGUUCUGUCUGACAUGAUAGACAACAUCAUGGACUAUGUCACCCAGAUAGAAAUGGAUCAGAUUGGGGAGAGGAUCGUUGACAGACCAAGAACAUUCAGUACAAGACUUCAGAACACAUUGGCUACAGUGGAGGGAUGCUUUUAUACAUAUAUAAUACAAAUAUUCCGUUUCGACACGAUGACUGAAAGUAACAUUUCCGAAACAAAGAACAAAAUCAUAAAAGUUCAGGAAAUUCUAAAUGAAUCGGAUAUAUGGGCAGAAUUACAACAUGCAGUGAAGUUUCUUUAUCAAUACCUUGCCACCAUGGCGGCAUCUACGUGUCUUCGCUCGAACCAACCAAUACCACCAGUCAUUUACCGUCUCUACGAGGCCUCCCUGGACUCUGACCUCACUUCUAGCAGAUUAAAGUUGGCAUCCAUGUUGUACUGCAGUGGUCAGUAUGAGGAGGCUAAACUGGUGUUGACCUACACCGAGAGUCAGCUGCAUGUUGAUGUGUGUCAGGUGUGUCCGUGUGCGGGAAGGGCAACUCAUUUGAAAACUGAGACGUUUCUACAAAAGGUUUAUGAGCUUCCUGUUUUGGAAGUGCUUAAACGGCAUGUUGCAUGCAGCGUUGCUUUUAAUUCAUUAGAAAUAUGUUGUGUACCUGCGUUCCUUGUAUACGAGAUGCAUAGAGUGAUUCGUCCUGAUGAUUUUUAUCACAGACAUCCAAUAAAUGAUUAUUGGAUGGACCUUGUUAUCAUUGACUCCAAACCAUUUAUGUUCUACCUGCAGUACCUCACAUUCAGACAAAUUGGAGAAGAAGAGAGAAGACUGGAAGUCCUAGACAAGUUACAUAACUAUGUUUGUGUUGAGAGUCGAGGGCGUGGACAUAUGGAGACAGCCCUCAAUGUACUUGGUCAAUGCUAUGAACUAGAGAACCAAUAUGAUAUGGCACGGACAUGUUACAGAAAAUCCCUCGAGCUCUUUCCUUACAACAACGCAGCCAGAUGGCAUAUCAAUAGACUCCUUCAGCGAGCAUGAGGAAUACCAUAAUAUCAGAAGCGUAUCGCCCUUACAUGGCCGCUUCGAUAUUCCAAUAAGCAUUUUUAAGUGGGUGAUAUAUCUAUAACAUUUUGAGAAGUGUCUGAAUUAAACCAUAUGACAUUUCGACAAGAGUAUGAAGCAAUGCAGGCUACAUGCGUGCAUGUGGUGACGUAGUAACAAUAAAACGAACUUCAAGUUGUUUCAUCGAUAACAAUUAUUUUUUCGGACAGUACAUCUAUAGUCGAAAAGAUAUAAAGAGAACGUCUCCGUCAUCGGUUGCAUUGCUUUUUUAUAUAGAGUUUCUAUGUCUAGAACAAUAAAACAUUCGAGUGAAACUACCUGUAUUCAUAGUUACAAAUAAAAUGUAAAUGAACGAAAUUCUCAAUGCAAUUAAGAUAACAACGCUUUAUUCUGUCUCUGACUGUAAAAAAUGUAUGUUGGUUUAAACAUAUUGUAUUCAAUAUAUGUAUCAAUAUCAGCUUGCAACAGUGUUUGAGAUACGAUUAUGUAAAUGAUGUAUUGUAA
This is a messenger RNA of Mya arenaria, 2998 nucleotides long. RefSeq lists its product as uncharacterized. The record is from RefSeq and is a predicted model, not a curated record. Gene Ontology annotation, molecular function: protein binding. The transcript has 3 exons. Lineage: Eukaryota; Metazoa; Mollusca; Bivalvia; Myida; Myidae. The coding region runs from base 404 to 2470 and encodes 688 amino acids.